Gekko japonicus is the source of this 5983-nucleotide messenger RNA. RefSeq names its product KIAA1107 ortholog. The coding region runs from base 1 to 5340 and encodes 1779 amino acids. The transcript has 18 exons. Lineage: Eukaryota; Metazoa; Chordata; Lepidosauria; Squamata; Gekkonidae. Gene Ontology annotation, molecular function: protein binding. The record is from RefSeq and is a predicted model, not a curated record.
AUGGCGCGCUGUGGGGGCGACGCCGGCUCUAGAGGGCCGGGUGGGACCCGGGAAGGAGGAGGGAGAGGCGGAGACAGGGGUGCCUUGGAGAGGCGGAGGCUGAAGGAGAGGAUGGCUGAGCAACUGAGUCAGGAUGUGAGCAGGCUUCUUAAAGAGGAAAUCCAAACUGACAUCACUUUCUGUGUUGGAAAUACUCUAUUCAAAGCACACCAGGCACUGCUUUCAGUGAGAGUUCCAGACUUUUUUUCACAUGUCGCUGGGGGAGUGUUAACUAAUGUGAACACCUGUGAAGCUCUUAAUCUGGAGAACGUGGAACCAUCUGAAUUUAAACAAUUCCUGGAGGUUGUGUAUUCAUCUGACAGAAAUGUUAAAGAGGCCGAGCAAGUGAUUCUCCAGAAAAAAGUGUCAAAGACUAGAUUAACCCAGGAAGAUGAAAGUCUUAAAUUCACCAAUCUACAGGAUGCUCAAGAUCAUGAAAGGACACCUGGUCAUCAGUAUUCCUCAAAUGGAGCUGUAGAAACAGAAACUGUAGCUUCCUCUUUUAUUGCAAAUGAAAUUUCUGAAGAAACUGUUGAUGCUGAAGGCAAUAUAACUAUGUCAGAAACUGCAUCUGAUUUAGGACAAGAAUUGUUGAUGCUCUACGAGAAAUCUUGGUUUUCAGAUAUUACUAUGUGGAUUGAUGGAAAACCAUUUCACGGACACAGGGCCAUUUUAUGUGCCAGAUCUAGUUAUUUUUCUGCUAUGCUGAAUGGGAGUUGGGCUGAAAGCUCUCAAGAGCACAUCACUCUUCAAGGCAUAAACCAGGUAGAAAUAACUGUCAUUCUGCAUUUUAUUUAUGGCGGAAUUCUGGAUUUCCCAAACAAAGCAGAUGCUGGUCGCAUGUUAAGCAUUGCAGACAUGUAUGGACUUGAGGGUCUAAGAGAAGUAGCCAUACAUAUUCUGAAAAGAGACUACUGCAACUUUUUUCAAAAGCCUUUGCCUGGAAAAUAUCAGCCUGUGAUGGAAUGUCUGGCUAUUGCUCAUUCAGUGGGAGUAGAAAACCUGUAUGAUUCUUGUAUGAAGUGGCUAGUAAGGCAUUUUGUAAGAUGCUGGUCAGAGAAGAGCUUUGCCAGUUUACCUGCUGAAUUACAGAAUAAUUGUCUUAGAAUAUUGAUCCACUCUUUGAGUCCACAGAAUGCUGCCCAUCUUCUGAUGGAAACCGAUCGACUGGUUGGGAGUCUUCCCCAAGUAAAAUGGACUGAAACAGCUCUUGCCUUAGCAUCAAGGCUGCAAGAAGAGUGUGUGGCAUUUAUGGUGGCAAAUUUUCCCCAGCUAAUACAGAGCGAAAACUUUUUUGCCUUGUUACAGGUUCAGGCCAUGAGCAGCAAACCUGACCUUCUAGAUCAAGUGUUUGAAGCCAUUGAGAAGAACAUUAACACUGAGAACAGCUGCUGUCUUCUAGUAGCUAUGGAUAGUUUGCUGAGUUCUGCAAGUGUGAAAGAAAUGGGGUUUACGUGCAAGAUCCAGGCUCUGCGUGAUAAGCUGUGGAUCUUCCUGGUUCAGUCUUUUUACGCUGUUCGUCACACAGAGAGCUGGAAGCUGCUGAAGGCAGAUGAUCAACAGAAAAUACAAGCAGCUGCUUUUGAUGAAGGUGAUGACAGAAGACCUGCCAAAAAGCCGGUGUUCACUAGUUCUCAGUUAAAUAGGUUCAACUCUGAUUCAUUUGGAAUCAAAUCUGCUCCUUUGGAAGCAGUCAGAAAAAAAACCUGUUGGGGCAGUUCUUCCACUAAUCAGGAUAAAAUGAAAUCUGAUGGAAUAGGAGCAUCUGGACACACAUCGACUACCAACAGGAACAGCACUAAUAAGGUUUUGAAACAUGACGAUUUAAAGGGGAAAGAUGGUAAAAAAACUGGUUGCAAGAUUACAAAAGAGCCCAAACUGGGAGAGAAAAUGCCUUCACCAAAGGCUAGAGCUGUUAUAAAGCCAAAAACAGAAAAUAAUGGAAACAUUAAGGCUGAUGGUUUGCUUACAAAACAAGAUUCUGAGCGAUCAUUGCCUACUAGUGGCCAGAAAAAUCCAGGAAGUGGCAAAGCCAUGAAAAAUCAAGAAAUUAAAGCUGCGGGUGCCCGACCAAAAGCACUGCCUGGAAGCUCCAGUGUGCAGAUUAAAGCAAAACCUUUGAAAAAGGCCACAGGAAAGGAAUCUCCUUCUCUUCUUACGGGUGCAGGAACUCUAAGCAAAUCAGACAAUUCAAGCACAGAUCUACGGAUGUCCAUUGAACAACUAGAUGAACCCAAGGAGGAAAAGUUACCAGAUGAAGGCAAAAAGCAUUCAGCUUUGAAAACAAAGUCCACUUUGAAGAUGACUAAUGGAGCCCCUGCUAAAAAACAUGUUAAUGAACUUGAGACUAAUGUUCCAAUAAACAGUGCUAUGAAGAAAUGUACUGGAAAAGGUAGCAAUGAACACAUACCACAAGCAGUUUUGAAGAAAAAGAGAAAUGAAGUUGUCUGUUCUACCGUUCAGCAAAAGACAAAGAAUGCCAAUGGUGGUAAAAACCAAGGACCACAGGGAGAUUCACCAAAUCCACUGAGACCUGGACUUUCUCCAAAACAAAAUGAAGAAAAAAACAUGACACAACUUCUGACAAACUCAGAGAAGCAAAGUACGUCAAAGAAAAAAUCUAAAUCAGCACAAGCUGCAUCAGCUAAAGCUACUGCAAAAAUAAUAGUCACAUCAAAAAACCAAACCCCUUCCAAGAAGAAUGAAACAGUGAACAAUAAAGACCAAAAACAAAAAAUGGUUGCUGGACAAUCUGUAUUAAAACUCCAGUCUUCAAGCCAGAAGCAUCCCAGAAGCGAGUCUCCUGUUCUCAAGAGUAUUCAUGGAGAAGGGCAAAAAAGUUCAGGCCAAAAACUUGAAAACUCUGCCACUUUAGGAGCUCAGCUGCACAAUAGUAACAAAUCCAGCUCAGGGAAGAAAAAUAAUAGUGAAACAUGUACACUAGAAAUAGAUAAAAGUGACAUACCUGAAUUAGAAAAAAUGGCUCCCCUUGAAGAGAAACGCUGCAAAGGAACUUUGGACCCCUCUUAUGUCACAAAGGGGAAUGCAUCCAUGGAACAUGAAAAGGAAGCAAAACAUAUUUGUAAAAGUGAUAAAUCUCCAGGCAUUAAAAAUAGUGAAGAAUGUAAUGCUAUUGAAUUGUAUUGUGUUGAAGAGCAUAAGAAAACUGUGUGUGAAAAUGUUAGUGAGAAUUCUACCAUUUCAGUUUCAAAAGAAGGAAUACUACGAUGCGAACUGGUUACUGAACCUGUAGCUUGCCACAGUCCUUUGAAACAUUCAGGAGAAAAUAAGAACCAAGGAAAAUCAAUUGAUUAUAGACCUAAAGAUACCUUGGAAACUGAAAUGGGUGUUAAUGAUAAUCUGACACACAACUUAUCUGAAAUAGCCAGUGACAGCUCAAAUUCUGAAUACGAUGAAAAGAAGUCUUCUAAAGCCUGUGUAGUAGGGUCCGAAAGUGCUGAUGAGUUCUCUGACAAGUCUGCUUUGACCGAAUCACAGUCUGCUACAGUAGAAUCGGACAUUGCUUCAAAAUCUUGCCCAGGACAUGUCACAGAAAAAUGCUCAUCGAAAGACACAGAUACCACAGAAACACCAGAGAGCCAUGAAAAUUCAGAAACUCCUUUUACAGAUCAUUGGAAUUUGAGUUCCAAUGAUCCAAAAGAAAGCCCUGAAUCUGACACUGGCAGUGCAACAACAUCGUCAGAUGAUAUAAAGCCAAGGUCGGAAGACUAUGAUGCUGGAGGGUCUCAGGAUGACGAAGGAUCAAAUGAAAGAGGGAUUUCAAAAUGCAGCACUAUGUUAUGCCAUGAUUUUCUUGGAAGAAGCAGCAGUGAUACAAGUACACCUGAAGAAUUAAAAAUCUAUGAUACUAGUCUAAGAAUAGAAGUAAAAAUGAAAAAGGAGAACUCUGAUCUCUUCCGGGUUAUUUCAACAAGUGACGAUGAGCUCCCUAGAAGAAAGCCUGAAACAUGGUCUCACAAAGACAAUGAGAGGAAGAGUGGCUCUAGGGGGAAUACUAAUUUUGCUACUGCACAGUUUCCUCAAGAAGGAGAUCAGGUGUCCUCUUCAGCAGAUGAAACAGAAGAUGAAAAAUCUGAAAACGAAAAUGUUGUAGAAAACCUGCUUCCCUCAGAGCUUCCUGUUCAGCAGUUCCAUGGAAUAGUGAAUCUGGCAUUUGAAGAUGCAGCAGAAAAUGAUACUGAAGGUCAGGAGUUCUCUGCAACUAAGAACUUUAAACGGUCUGUAUUACUUUCAGUAGAUGAAUGUGAAGAACUGGGAUCUGAUGAUGGUGGUGAAGCCCACAUUUCUCUCCAGCGGUCUGUGGAUGCUGGAACACCCUCUGAUGUGUUUGAUGGUGUUUCCCAUGAUCAUCAAGGGAAAACAUAUUAUUCAAGAUAUUCAUUAGAAAUAGAGGAUGGAUUUCUGGAGUGUAGGGAACACGAUAAAGGAAGGUUGGACAAAGAUGAGAGUUCUUCUGUAGAUCUUCAAGACAGUAAGCUGAAAGUAAAAGAUAACCUGAGUACUUCAGCUGCAGAACAAAAGUAUUCAGAGAAAGUAGGAAAUAGCUGUCCUUCCACCGAAGAUAGAAAUGAAAAUGGCAAGAAUGAAGAGAACAAUGAACUUCAGUGCACUAAACUUUUAGACAGUGACACAAAAUCUCAAGAAAGACCCUGUCACUUGGAUCUUCAUCAAAGAGAUAAUACUGAGUUACAAAAGAACAGCUCCACAAAACCUAUAGAUCUCUGUAAGAAUCAGUCACUGACAAAGGAAGGUCACAUGAAAGAAAGUGAGCCAGCAUCAACUGAAUACGCUAACACUGCUUUAUCUGCAGGAGACAUAGAUGAUUGUGACAGAUUGACACAAACCUGCAUGUAUGAGCAUCGGCCUCCAAAAACCCUUUCUCCAAUAUAUGAGAUGGAUGUUGGAGAAGCUUUUGAGCAGAGGAUGGAGUCGGAAGUGAACAUUCUAGAUGUGGAUUUUGAAGAUCAGCAGUUUGCAGAACAGGACUGGACUCUUCUCAGGCAAUUGUUAUCUGAUCAGGAGUCAAACUUGGACAUCAAAAACUCUGUUCCCGAAGACCUUAACUUAGCACAAUAUCUCAUCAACCAGACGCUAUUUCUGGCACGAGACAGUUCACAGCCUCAGGGUAAAGCACAGAUUGACACUUUCAGUAGGUGGACUGAACUGAUAUCUCCACUGGAUGAUUCUUCAGCAAGUAUCACAGUGGCAAGUUUUUCCUCUGAAGAUUGUUCUUCCCCUCAAGGGGAAUGGACAAUUCUUGAACUAGAAACCCAUCACUGAAGUGAUUAAUUGUUUGAGACAGGACUUCUCCCAUCCUCCUCCUUCUCCCUAUACCUCUGUAGAUUAAUAUUUGAUGCAAUAUUUCCAUACAAUAAUAAAUACUGCAUCAGUCCAGAAUAGUCAGUCCUUGAUACUGAAACAAUCUUUUCAUGAAGUGACCCAUUUCUAACUAAGAUUUAAUUGCAGGUAAAAUAAACUUUUGGGAAUUUGUGGAUGUUUUCUAAAAAGUAUUUUUGAGCAUGUCUUUUCUUUAGAUUCCUUAGGAAAAUUAGAUGACCUAAGGGGGAAAAAAGGCUUGGUUUAAUCUUACUCUUGUCAUUUGCCAUUUGCUCUUUUCCUGGAUGCUCAAGAAAUUAAAAUAUGAAUGCAGAAUUAAUAGUGCUACCCAUUUUUCUUCAUUGCUGUCCAUAUAGUGACUUGGGGACUUCUUCCAAGAUAAAAGAUUCACAGUGGUUGUGUCAAAGAUGUGUGCCAACAGUAUUUAAAAUAUUAGAAAUGUGUUUGCGUUUGCUGAAGAGGUUUUGAUGCAACUGUUUUUGAACUUAUUUAUAAAGAGCAGCAUGUUUGGUUUGCUUUCUCCAGAUUGAUUUUGUAUCUUUUUUUGACAAAUUUCAAUAAAUUUCUAAAUUUGUUUAUUUAAAUC